Messenger RNA from Bombyx mandarina (wild silkworm), 892 nucleotides. RefSeq names its product inositol oxygenase. The record is from RefSeq and is a predicted model, not a curated record. Gene Ontology annotation, cellular component: cytoplasm. Gene Ontology annotation, biological process: inositol catabolic process. Gene Ontology annotation, molecular function: inositol oxygenase activity; iron ion binding. Lineage: Eukaryota; Metazoa; Arthropoda; Insecta; Lepidoptera; Bombycidae.
AUGGCCGCCGAAGUUGAAAAGAAGCCUGUGUCCAUGAUCGACCCGUCGCAGCUUCUGCGUCCAGAGCCGACGUUCAAUGACAAGCCUAUCGACGCGUUCAGGGACUACAGCGUCGACGAUACGGACCCCAUCAAGGAACGGGUCCGACGCACUUACUACUUGAUGCAUUCCAAUGUUACCGUCGAUUUGGUCAAACAAAAACGCGAGAAAUGGCUAAAGUUCAACCACUUCAAGGCCACAGUGAAGGAUGCUCUCAUCAAACUCAAUGAGCUGGUGGACGAGUCAGACCCCGACACGGACCUACCAAACAUCGUGCACGCCUUCCAGACCGCUGAAAGGAUCAGAGAGGAUCACCCUGAUGAGGACUGGUUCCACCUUACUGGUCUCAUUCAUGAUUUAGGCAAGGUAAUGGCAUUUUAUGACGAGCCGCAGUGGUGCGUGGUCGGAGACACUUUCCCCGUUGGUUGUAAAUGGGCUGACUCCAUCGUCUAUGGUCCCGAGAGCUUCAAGGACAACCCCGACACUUAUAACCCUAAAUACAACACCAAAUAUGGAAUGUACAAGCCCCACUGCGGAAUCGAUAAUUUGCUGAUGUCCUGGAGCCACGAUGAGUAUCUGUAUCAAUUCCUGCUACAUAACAAGUCUACGAUACCUGAGAAGGGUCUAUACAUGAUCAGGUACCACUCAUUCUAUCCUUGGCACGCAGGCAGAGACUACCGCCAUCUGAGCAAUGAAAAAGACGAAGAAAUUCUAAAAUGGGUGACCGAAUUUAACAAAUAUGAUUUGUACACGAAGAGUGAGAAGGUGCCGGACAUUGAGGCUCUUUGGCCGUACUACGAAAAGCUCAUUGAGAAGUACAUCCCUGGAAUCUGCGAAUGGUGAUAACAUCACA